CCUAGACUAGAAGGAAGCAGACGAAUCCGCAUGCCUUCAAGUGAACUGCCUAUUGUGUCCUGCUAGCUUCCACCAAAAGCAAGCACAAGAAAGAGUGAGUGAAAGUGUCAGGAAAUUCUGGACUCCAAGAGUGUCAAGCACUAGAUUCCUCUGCCUGUGAAUGUCAUUGCACCGGACAAACCACUGAUAUACUGUAUCACGUUUCCAACAGCAGUGCGUUUAAGUUUCGCACUGUAUAUCACGCUCCUAGUAUAGUAGGCGCAUGAUGCGCUGAUCAGAAUUUCAUUCUAGGAGUAGAAGUUUCGCUGCAUUCAGGACCUGGGGCCGUGCUACUAGAACCGCCAGACACUUGCUUAAUUCACAGAGCAGAAAAGUGUCCCUUCCCCUCGUCACGACUUCUAUGUUUCGUGACAGUUGAUCCUAGUAGUAGUUGUCAGACGACUUGUCUGACGUCGCUGGGUUACGAGCACCUGAUCGUGCAGCCUGGUGCAGAUCAAGUCAACCUCCUGAAUCUUCACUUAGAAUCCAUCCAGAGCUCCAUCCAGGUAUUUCUUGUAGAAUUUUCCAGAAAAUCCUGUAAGCUCCACGUACAGAAUCCAUCCAAAGCUCAUCCGAUUGGUUCCUACUCCGAGGAGUGUAAAAUUGCUUCCGUGAGAGCCGGCUUCUUACUUUGCACAAUCAUUGUGGAUGAGAGCAGCUCUGAGCGCAGCUCCGAGCGAGUGAUCGGGAGCAGCAAAGCAGCAGCAGCAUCUGCUGCUUCACCUCUUCCAAGCAGGUGAUCUGGAGCAGCAGAGCAGCAGCUGUUGCUUCACCUUGUCUUCAAGCAAGUGAUCAGGAGCAGCAGCAGCAGCAGAGCAGCAGCUGUUGCUUCACCUUGUCUUCAAGCUAGUGAUCAGGAGCAGCAGCAGCAGCAGCAGCAGCAGCAGCAGCAGCAGCAGCAGCAGCAGCAGCAGCAGCAGCAGCAGCAGCAGAGCAGCAGUUGUUGCUUCACCUUGUCUUCAAGCAAGUGAUCAGGAGCAGCAGCAGCAGCAUCAGCAGCAGCAGAGCAGCAGAGCAGCAGCUCCUGCUUCACCUUUUCUCCAAGCAACAGCAACGCAGCAGCAGCAGCAGCAGCAGCAGCAGCAGCAGCAGCAGCAGCAGCAGCAGCAGCAGCAGCAGCAGCAGCAGCAGCAGCAGCAGCAGCAGCAGCAGCAGCAGCAGCAGCAGCAGCAGCAGCAGCAGCAGCAGCAGCAGCAGCAGCAGCAGCAGCAGCAGCAGCAGCAGCAGCAGCAGCAGCAGCAGCAGCAGCAGCAGCAGCAGCAGCAGCAGCAGCAGCAGCAGCAGCAGCCGGGAUCUGAACUCCAGCAUGUGAUCUGAGAUCCUAACUUCACGCUUACCUUCUUUGAAGUUUGCUCCAGAUCCCACCUUCCCCAGUUGGACCUACUUCCAGGGUCCCAGAACAGCAACUGGCUAUCAGGCGGCAGCAGGCGACCUGCAUCAGAUGCAGCCUUCCCCUGGAGGCCGGGAUUGGGCUGUAGAUCGGCAUGGUGGAGGGACUGAAGUGGCUAUAGCAGGCGCUGAAGGGGCGGCAAGCGGGGCGGAAGUGACUAUAGCAGGAUCUGCAGUGGCUGACGCAGGAUCGGAAGCCUACUACCAGAUAAUUCCAG
Closterium sp. NIES-67 is the source of this 1646-nucleotide messenger RNA. Lineage: Eukaryota; Viridiplantae; Streptophyta; Zygnematophyceae; Desmidiales; Closteriaceae. The record is from the annotation of a GenBank genome assembly.